AUGGCAGCUCCUACUUCUGCAAUGAGUAUGGACUCUGCUUCUGCUCAAGUGAAAAGACUCAUUGCUGCGCAACUCAAACAAGUCUGCAAAGGAGCAAGCCUACCAGUCUCAGGCGCAAAAGCUGCGUUGCAAUCUAGAAUCAUCUCGCAGCUCCAAUACUAUCUUUCACAGAACGACUAUGAGGCCUUCCAUAGACUCAAAAGCCUCGUCUUUAAUCCAACUUUAGAUCAGUCAAUACCCCUCAGCUCUGCAAGAACCAUGCCUCACAACCCUAUGGCAACCCCGCAGCGUCAUCUCCCUAACUCUUUUGGUGUCACCCCGAUAUCGUAUGGAACAGCUCAACCGCUGGGCGCAUCUGCACAGAGGUCCCAGCUUAAUUUCAAAGAGAGUCCAUUCACAAGGCACAUAACGGUAUUGUCAAAGGUGCACAAGCUGGAAGCUCGCGAAGCUACGCGAGACACUUUUAGAGAUCCCUUGAACUUGACUCAAGAUGUUGUCACGAUGCUCAACGACGACAAUAACACAAGGGUAAUGGUAUACUGUGCGGCAGACGUUGGACCAUCACCUUUCACCCUAUUGGACGUAGCAUUCCCUCAACAAGUCGAGCUGAAAGUCAACGGAGAUGAUGUCAAGGCGAAUCUUAGGGGGCUGAAAAACAAACCUGGUACUACACGCCCCGCAGAUAUUACCGGACUUUUAAGGAAACGUGCGGGCUAUAACAACGAACUUCUUAUCACCUAUGCGCUGACGAAAAAUCGCUUUAACUUGGUGGUGAAUCUAGUCAAGCAAAUUCCCGUCGAAAGCCUCGUGUUGGAACUCAAACAAGGCAAGCUGAUCUCAAAAGAUAGAGUCUUGCGUGAAAUGCAAAGCCGGGCGGAGGACCAAGACAUUGUCGCUACAUCAUCAGUCCUUUCUUUAAAGUGCCCGUUAUCGUAUAUGAGAAUCGAUGUUCCAUGUCGCUCAACGGUUUGUAAACACAAUCAGUGUUUUGAUGCGACUUCUUUCCUGCAACUACAGGAGCAGGCACCGACAUGGAGUUGCCCUGUCUGCCACGAGAACGUUAAAUUUAGCAACUUACAGGUUGACCAAUAUGUGGAGGAUAUACUGAAGUCAACGCCACGCUCAGUAGACCAAGUUACCAUUGAGCCAAGCGGACAUUGGAGCAUCAAAGGUGAGGAGAAACCCCUAUUAAGCUCAAGCAAGAGACAAACUAGUUAUGAGUCCGAUAAAGACCUGGUGGAGAUUGACGAACCGCCAUGUGGAAAGACAGUCAAAAGCGAAUAUAGUCAGCAACCAAACAUGCUAAGUACGCCUCCAGUAUCGUCGCGGGAGCCCUCAACAUCAACAGGAAAACAAUCCUUUGGUGGCAACAAACGCCCAGCACCAUACGCAGCAGAUGUCAUUGAUCUUUGUACUGACUCCGAAGAUGGAGAGCCUGUAAGGACGCCAAAGCGGCGGCAGACGGCACCCUUAACAAACGGCGCGCCUAGCAGCAAUACUUCUGACGAAAUACAGUUCACUGAUGGUGCAGCCUCACCAUACCCACCGAAGCACCCGUCAUAUUCCUCCAACUUCUACCCUCCACGAAAUCAAUACCCGCCCACAGGUUAUCCACGACCUUACGACCAGCCCUCAAGCUACUGA
Messenger RNA from Bacidia gigantensis, 1644 nucleotides. RefSeq lists its product as uncharacterized. Bases 1 to 1644 code for a protein of 547 amino acids. The record is from RefSeq and is a predicted model, not a curated record. The transcript has 4 exons. Gene Ontology annotation, biological process: protein sumoylation. Gene Ontology annotation, molecular function: zinc ion binding; SUMO ligase activity. Lineage: Eukaryota; Fungi; Ascomycota; Lecanoromycetes; Lecanorales; Ramalinaceae.